This is a messenger RNA of Peronospora farinosa, 945 nucleotides long. NCBI's taxonomy places the organism in Eukaryota, Oomycota, Peronosporomycetes, Peronosporales, Peronosporaceae. The record is from the annotation of a GenBank genome assembly.
AUGACCGACUUGAAGCUCUUUGCGUUCGUGAACGAGCUGGCGGGUGAUCGCGACGCGCUCGUCUCUACGAGUCGCGAGGUGCUACGUCUUCUUAGCAGAAGCGACGAUCGUGUGGUACUGUAUCUACCGUUCCUGUCUAGCAGAUGCAGGUUCGGCGUGUACUCGUCUCUUCCAGUGGAAUUGCAAUCUCUGCAGAAGACGGCGGUUCUGGAGAUCCACAGUCCGGCGGCGCGUAAUGCGUUGAGUGGGAAAAUGAUGGCGGAGCUGGCAGAUGCUGUGGCGGUUCUGGAGGAUCCUGAAAUCCAUAACAAGCUGAACACGGUGGUGCUCAGGGGAACUGGCGGUUGGUUUUGUGCUGGGGCGGACUUGAAAAUCGCGCAGCAGGACAUGACGUCGCCAGAAGCGGGGGCUGCAAUGAGCCAACUGAUGACCGAUACACUGACGAGAUUCAGACGUCUGCCGUUGAUCAGUGUCGCGUGUAUUGAAGGCGGCGCAUAUGGCGGCGGAGCUGAGCUGGCCACUGCGUGCGACUUCCGCAUCUUUGAAACAAAAGCGGUGAUCCAGUUCGUGCAAACUCGCAUGGGCGUGUCACCUGCGUGGGGUGGAGGUGUGUGGCUGUAUAAAACUGUGGGGCGGCAAGAUGCACUGAGACUAUUGUGUACGGCUGAAAAGUUGUCGGCGCAACGGGCGUUGGGGCUGAAGCUUGCGGACUUUACUUUUGACGCGACAAGUGAUGGUGCUGGUGCAGCUAUCUGCAGCUUCGUUACUCCCUUUGAUGCAAUUACGCCAGCGGUUUCUCACGGUGCAAAACGCGUCAUUAACAGUGCGGACGACAUGAAUAUGGAUGCUAUAGUUUCGUACGAGCAUGACGUAUUCAAGUCGCUUUGGGGUGGACCGGCUAAUCUAAAGGCGCUCGAAGGUGCUCUCAAGAAUAAAGCACAGUAA